Messenger RNA from Nerophis lumbriciformis (worm pipefish), 2157 nucleotides. Its product is annotated as serine/threonine-protein phosphatase 2B catalytic subunit beta isoform-like. Gene Ontology annotation, biological process: calcineurin-mediated signaling. Gene Ontology annotation, molecular function: calmodulin-dependent protein phosphatase activity. NCBI's taxonomy places the organism in Eukaryota, Metazoa, Chordata, Actinopteri, Syngnathiformes, Syngnathidae. The record is from RefSeq and is a predicted model, not a curated record.
ACUCCAUUACCCACAAACUCCCGCCAGAGUCCUGCUUGGAGGAAAUCCGCUUUAGUGUAGAUUAUUGUAAUCCGACAGAAAGGACGACACAUCGGAUCAGGACGCAGCGGCCGAGCUCAGCGGUGUGGAAAAACGAACACGACUAAAUGGAUCAGGGCGGGAAAGAAACUUGACUAAAUGGAUCAGGGCGGAAAAGCUGGUCAAUGCGCCCCGCUGAGCCAGCAAGCCUACUCUGCCAGGAGAAAGUAAUAGAUUACAUUUGGCCGUGGCCCCUGGCCCCUCACCGCACACCUGACCGCCUCUUUUGCUCCACUUUGCUCGGUUCGGUUCGCAAAGUGGUCCGAGACCGCACAGCUAGCUACUAGCUAGCAGCGACUAGCUAGCGCGGAUAGCUAGUUAGCUAGCCUGGAGUUAUUUAGCGUGUUGGUGUCCAAACAUCAGCCAACAUGUCGACGAAAGACCACAACAAAGUGUCCACCACUGAACGGCCCGUAAAAGCGGUGCCCUAUCCGCCGGGGACGCGUCUGACCGUCGACGACUUGUACGUGGACGGCAGGCCGAGCGUGGAGGUCCUCAAGGCUCACCUGGUGAAGGAGGGUCGUCUGGCGGAGGAGGCGGCGCUGCGUGUCAUCGACGAGGGCGCCGCCAUCCUUCGCCAGGAGAAGUGCAUGCUGGAGGUGGAGGCACCUGUCACAGUGUGCGGCGACGUGCACGGUCAGUUCUUCGACCUGAUGAAACUGUUCGAAGUGGGCGGAUCUCCCAGCAGCACCCGCUACCUGUUCCUGGGAGACUACGUGGACCGAGGCUACUUCAGUAUCGAGUGCGUCCUCUUCCUUUGGGCUUUGAAGAUCAACCACCCCGACACGCUCUUCCUGCUGCGGGGAAACCACGAGUGUCGCCACCUGACCGAGUACUUCACCUUCAAGCAAGAGUGUAAAAUCAAGUACUCCGAGCGCGUGUACGACGCGUGCAUGGAGGCGUUUGACUGCCUCCCGCUGGCGGCGCUUCUCAACCAUCAGUUCCUGUGCCUGCACGGCGGUCUGAGUCCCGAGGUCACAUGUCUGGACGACAUCCGCAAGUUGGAGCGCUUUAAGGAGCCGCCGGCCUUCGGGCCCAUGUGUGACCUGCUGUGGUCGGACCCGGCCGAGGACUACGGCGCAGAGAAGAACCAGGACCACUUCAGUCACAACAGCGUCAGGGGAUGCUCCUACUUCUACAGCUACGCAGCUGUGUGCGACUUCCUAAUGAACAACAACCUGCUGUCAAUCAUACGAGCACACGAGGCCCAGGAUGCAGGGUACCGCAUGUACAGGAAGAGUGAGACAACAGGUUUCCCGUCCCUCAUCACCAUCUUCUCAGCACCAAACUACUUGGAUGUAUACAACAACAAAGCGGCCGUGUUGAAGUACGAGAACAACGUGAUGAACAUUCGCCAGUUCAACUGCUCGCCGCAUCCCUAUUGGCUGCCCAACUUCAUGGACGUGUUCACGUGGUCGCUGCCCUUCGUGGGCGAGAAAGUGACGGAGAUGCUGGUCAAUGUGCUGAACAUCUGCUCCGACGACGAGCUCAUGUCCGAGGGCGACGACACGUGUGAAGGUAACCUCGCCACUCCUUCACCCGCCCGCCCCUGUAAGCUCACGCCCACUUCCCCCCCCCCCGCAGAGGGCACGCCCGCCGUCAGAAAGGAAGUGAUCAGAAAUAAGAUCCGCGCCAUCGGGAAGAUGGCCAGAGUCUUCUCCGUGCUCAGGGAGGAGAACGAGAGUGUGCUGCAGCUCAAGGGGUUAACGCCCACGGGCACUUUGCCACUUGGCGUGCUGUCAGGAGGACGCCGCACGCUGCAGAGCGCCACCGAGGAGGCGGAGGAAGCGCGAGCCGGGGAUGACUUCAAGCCGCCGCUCAGAAUCCAAAGUUUCGAGGAGGCACGAGGACUGGACCGGAUUAACGAGAGGAUGCCGCCCCGCCGUGACGCCCAGCUGCAGCAGCAGCAGCCUCAGCCUCCCCUGGACGGCGACAAGAACGGCACCUAGCGCCCCUCCCCCACCCUCAGAGGAGCGGCCAGCCAGCGAGUCGCAUGUCUCAUCACAAACUUUUCUUUUUAGCUUGGCUGAUGGUGUGGGGGCGAGCUCAGGAGGAUUCAUCAAUAAAGAGCAAACACAC